AUGUUCAGAACCGGAUCGGCAGCCGUGAAGAGGGGUAGCUCCUUCGCUGGAGCUGCUCUGCGCGCCCGCAACCAGACUCCUCGCCUUGCAACCCUCCGCCAGUUCAGCACUUCCUUCCAGAUGGCACAACAGACCAGAGCCGAGAGCGAUGCCUUUGGCGAGAUCCCCGUCGCUGCCGACAGAUACUGGGGUGCUCAGACUGAGCGCUCUCUGUCCAACUUCAAGAUCAACCAGCCCCAUGACCGCAUGCCCCCUCAGGUCGUUCGCGCCUUUGGUAUCCUCAAGGGCGCCGCUGCCACCGUCAACAUGAAGUUCGGCUUGGACGAAAAGCUCGGCAAGGCCAUCCAGCAGGCCGCCGCUGAGGUCGCAGCCGGCAAGCUCGACGACCACUUCCCUCUGGUCGUCUGGCAGACCGGUUCCGGUACCCAGUCCAACAUGAACGCCAACGAGGUCAUCUCCAACCGUGCUAUCGAGAUUCUGGGCGGUACCAUGGGCUCCAAGAAGCCUGUCCACCCCAACGACCACGUCAACAUGUCCGCUUCCUCCAACGACACCUUCCCUACUGCCAUGCACAUUGCCGCCGUUCUCGAGAUUGAGGAGGAGCUCCUUCCUGCCCUCCGCAGCCUCAAGGACGCCAUGCAAAAGAAGCAGCAGGCUUUCGAGAAGAUCAUCAAGAUUGGCCGUACCCACUUGCAGGAUGCUACCCCCUUGACUCUCGGCCAGGAGUUCUCUGGCUACGUUACCCAGCUCGAGUACGGUAUUCUGCGUGUUGAGUCCGCUCUCCCCCGUCUGCGCUACCUCGCCCAGGGUGGUACCGCCGUCGGUACUGGUCUUAACACCUUCAAGGGCUUCGCUGAGGACAUCGCUACUGAGGUCAGCAAGCUCACCGGCCACGAGUUCGUCACUGCUCCCAACAAGUUCGAGGCUCUUGCCGCUCACGACGCCAUUGUUGAGGCUCACGGCCAGCUCAACACCUUGGCCUCCUCCCUCUUCAAGAUCGCUCAGGACAUCCGUUUCCUCGGUUCCGGUCCUCGUUGCGGUCUCGGUGAGCUCAAGCUUCCCGAGAACGAGCCUGGUUCAUCCAUCAUGCCCGGCAAGGUCAACCCCACUCAGUGCGAGUCCUUGACCAUGCUCUGUUGCCAGGUCUUUGGUAACCAGGCCGCUGUCACCUUCGCUGGUUCGCAAGGUAACUUCGAGCUGAACGUCUUCAAGCCCGUCAUGAUCCGCAACCUCCUCCACAGCUCCCGUCUGUUGAGCGACGGUAUGCGCUCUUUCGAGAAGAACCUGGUUGAGGGUCUUGAGGCCGACGAGAAGAGAAUCGAUGCUCUCCUCCACGAGUCUCUCAUGCUUGUCACCUGCCUUAACCCCGUCAUUGGCUACGACAUGGCCUCCAAGGUCGCCAAGAACGCUCACAAGAAGGGUCUCACCCUCAAGGAGAGUGCUAUGGAGCUCAAGGCUCUGAGCGAGGAGGACUUCGACAAGACCGUCCGUCCCGAGCUCAUGCUUGCUCCCAAGGAGAAGAAAUAA
This is a messenger RNA of Aureobasidium melanogenum CBS 110374, 1527 nucleotides long. Its product is annotated as fumarate hydratase. Gene Ontology annotation, molecular function: fumarate hydratase activity. The transcript has 2 exons. Gene Ontology annotation, cellular component: mitochondrion; tricarboxylic acid cycle heteromeric enzyme complex. Gene Ontology annotation, biological process: fumarate metabolic process; malate metabolic process; tricarboxylic acid cycle. The coding region runs from base 1 to 1527 and encodes 508 amino acids. The record is from RefSeq and is a predicted model, not a curated record. NCBI's taxonomy places the organism in Eukaryota, Fungi, Ascomycota, Dothideomycetes, Dothideales, Saccotheciaceae.